UUCAUUGCAUUAUUAUUGUUAUCUUGGCCCCGUGCAUUUUUAUAGCUCUUGAUAAGCAGUAAUAUCGGAGGCGCAACGAUAACACAGAAACGGCGCUGGGGAGUCGAGGUGGUGGGGUGCGUGCGGCGCUAGGGACCUCGCUGUCGUAGUUAUUAAAAUUUGAAGGUAGGAGCGCCCCUCCAUAUUGUGGCUUGCAUGAUAUUUCAAUCAUAAACUUAGCAUUAUGUGCUUCAUGGAAUGGUGCAACAGGUGCACCGCAUUUUGAGCAUCUGCUUCUAUCGGCCUUUAUUGGGACUGACACCUUUACAAUAUGAUUAUUCAUAUCAACAGCAUUCUACCACACUUGCUUAGGAAGCUAGAAAAUUUAAGAAUUGCAAGCAGCUUGUUUGUAUUGGUCUUUGGCAAUCACUGAUGCCAACCAGAACAUGGUGUUUACUGCCAUCCACUGCAAAAGAAUGUCCUUAAGUGCCAGCCGUGAAUGCAGUGCAGAUUGGCUCGGGCUAUCUUAUUCUCACUACAAGCCAUGAUUUUAAUAUUAUUUUCUCCCCCAACAGCCAAAACCAAAAUUCAGGUACUGUAGAGCACAUACCAAAGUAUUGGAAAGAGUGAAGAAUUAAAAACUGAUGAAUGUCCCCAUUAUCUGAAGAAACUGGGUUUUUUGGGUAGGUGGAGGCUUAAAGUGAGUGCUCGACAUCUGUACAGGGUUUGAACUGAAAUAACUAUCUUGAAAGUUGUCUGGUGCAUCUCAGUCAUACCUCCUUAAGAACUAAACCUGUCUGGUUUCUGGCCUACACAUCCGUUAAGAUGUGCAGACUUUUUAGGGUAGGUUUCUGUUAAGGUCACUUAGUGUCUGUAACACUAUAACAUCGUUCAGAUCUGGACAUUCCAUUGGCCAUGCAAUGGCCAGGGCCGAGAAAAAUGUAAUUGUUGAGUUGUUCAUAACUGGUACUUGUGAGUAUUUUUUUCACAUACUUUUUCACAUACUUUUCACAUGCCUUCAGUUGUCCAUUGGCUUCUAAUAAAUGUUUUGCAGGAUGUGAUGCAUCAGUCAAGCUAUUACAUAUUGAGAGGCAUAUUUACUUAACAGAAAAGUUGUGUCAUUUAGAGCAGCUUUUUUCCACUAGUGCAUCAGUGGUUGAAAGUGAGCUUAUUACAUGGUAUCCAAUGUUUGCUUCAAUAUCUUCAGAUGUGGAACAUUUCCUUAAUGUUUUGCUCUAUUGCUAUUCAGAUUAUUUUGUGUUCUUAAAGAGUUUGCCUUAAUGUUUUGAAUGGAUGGAUUUCUGAGAUCAGAGCUCACAAUUGGCUGGCUGUGGUGUGAAUCCAACCCCUAUCAACCCGCUGUGAAAUUCCAGGCUAGUAGCAGAUGUGAAGGGCAAGUGGCAGGUGGUUAAAGCUAUUUGCCCGCUUGCUCCUGCCCACAACCUGCCAACCUGCACCUGCCUGCAAGCCUGCCCUGCCAGGGUUGAGGAGAUCAGAAGGCCCAGAGGGGGCCUUAUUACCUGAUGGAAUUGAGACAUAUUUGCCUCACCUGAUGCAGAAAGUUGUGAAGGUCCAAGACAGCUUUGCAUUAUCAGUUGUCAUGCCGCGAACAGAGAGACACCGGCGCGGCGUGACCCCAUCACGGCGUCAGCGUGACCCCAUCAGGCAUCCUUUGUUCUCGGAUCCGGCCUUCUUGACGAAGGCCGGAUCCGGGAACAAAGGAUGCGUCAGCGGCCGUCGGCGCGAGAUGCGGCUAGUGCUAACUCGGCUGCCCUUGACCUCACCAUGCGUCAACUUGACGGUGACGGGCUCUGAGAACGAAAGACGCAUCAGUGGUGGACGGCCGGAGACGCCGCUGGAGUCAUCUAAGCUGUUCGCGGCCUUGACACGCGUCAACUCGGUGACCGGCGCCGAGAACGAGGGACGCAUCAGUGGCCGACGGCGCGAGACGCGGCCAAAGUCUACUCGGCCGCCCGUGACCUCAUCACGCGUCAACUUGACGGUGACCGGCUCCGAGAACGAAGGAUGCAUCAGUGGCCAGCAGCGCGAGACACGGCCAAAGGCUACUCGGCCGCCCGUGACCUCAUCACGCGUCAACUUGACGGUGACCGGCUCCGAGAACGAAGGACGCAUCAGUGGCCAGCAGCGCGAGACACAGCCAAAGGCUACUCAGCCGCCCGUGACCUCAUCACGCGUCAACUUGACGGUGACCGGCUCCGAGAACGAGGGACGCAUCAGUGGCCAGCAGCGCGAGACACGGCGAAAGGCAACUCGGCCGUCCGUGGCCGUGCACCGCGAAACGCUGGUGUUCGUGCUGGAGAGCAUACUGUCCAGUCGUCAGAGCCUCGGCCAGUGCAACGAUGAGGACGGUGACGAGGACGGCGACGGUGGUUUGGCGGCGGCGUCCCGCUCGGCGGCGCCGCUAUCGGCGACGACCGACGCCAGCGAUGGCGAGAUAUCGAAGGCUGAGGCGAUCUCGGACACCGAGGCGGCCUCAGGCGCUGAGGCGACCUCGGAUACGCAAGCAGUCCCCGACGCGCAGGCGACCGCGGCUUACGGUCGCCUGUCGCGCCGGCGUCGCACCAGGUACAGCUUAUUCGCCGGCAAGCGCAUGCUCACGACGUGGCCGAGUGAGACCAUCUGGCGCCUGCCGGAGACAGCACCGCCGCCGGCCGAUGCCGUGCGAUCAGACACGCUGCGCGCGCGGCUGAGCCUGAUGGCGCAGCACGCGGCAGCCACGGGCAAUCGCGACGAGGUACUGGAGGCGUACCGGGCUGUGGUGCUGGCGUCGCCGCAUCUACCGCGGCUCUCCUGGGAGCUGGCGGUGACGCUGGGUGUGGACGGCGGUGGCCUGCCGCUGCUGCCUGCGCUCGACCACUACAUGCGACACUUGGACUUGGAUCGUCCGGGCGCGUUGCUGGCGGCCACGGCCGCCAUCUUCUCCGCUGGCCACACGGAGGAGGCGCUGGUGCGUGCAGCGCGCGGCUGGCGGCCGAUUGCCAAGACGCCUGCUCGUGGCCGCCAGGUGGUGACGAGUGGCCUGCUCGCAGUGUUACGCGACGUGGCGCGCUGCCGACGAGGCCGGUACGUCGGCGAGGGCGCGUCAUUCACCUACGCUCGCUGGCGCGCCAGCUGGACGAGCUGA
Molecule: messenger RNA, 3124 nt
Organism: Pollicipes pollicipes
Lineage: Eukaryota; Metazoa; Arthropoda; Thecostraca; Pollicipedomorpha; Pollicipedidae
Exons: 2
Coding region: 1532-3124 (530 amino acids)
Source: RefSeq, a predicted model, not a curated record